This is a messenger RNA of Alternaria hordeiaustralica, 474 nucleotides long. RefSeq lists its product as uncharacterized. The record is from RefSeq and is a predicted model, not a curated record. NCBI's taxonomy places the organism in Eukaryota, Fungi, Ascomycota, Dothideomycetes, Pleosporales, Pleosporaceae. The transcript is spliced from 2 exons. Bases 1 to 474 code for a protein of 157 amino acids.
AUGCCUCCCAAGGCCGCCGCGGAAAAGGCCGGCAAGGUCUUCACUGCCGAUGUCGUCGCCGCUGUCCUCUGCAGCACUGGCACCACCAGCCUGUCCAACAAGAACUACGAGAUGAUGAGCGCGCUCGACGGCGUCAAGACUGCGAGCGGUUUUCAGCACGAUUUCCGUUCCGUACUCGCCAAGGCCAAGGAGCUCAAAGCUCGCCUCGAGUCUGGCGAAGAGUUCGAGCCAGUUCCGCCUGGUAGCAAGCGCGGUCAGACUACCCCAGCAACCGCCAAGGCAACUCCUAAGAAGAGAAAGGACAUGUCUUCCGGCUCCGAAGACACUACACCGUCUAAGAAGAAGACGGCGACUCCCAAGUCCCGUGGCAAGAAGGCUCAGGCCCCAGUGGAGGAUACCAUGGAAGACUUCCCCGAUGAUGCUGAGGAGUUCAUCAAGAGAGAGAAGAAGUGGGAGGAGGAUGUCUUCACCUGA